AUGAUAUCCUCUUUGAUGAAAUGCCAGCACUUUUGGAAGAAGAUAAAAUCAGCGUCUAAGAUAAAAGCAGCAUUAUGUCAUGAAACUGAUAAAGCAGCUCUCCUUGAUUUCAAGAACAAGAUCACUGAAGAUCCAUCAAAUCUUUUACAAACGUGGAACCAAUCCACGGAUUGUUGUACCCAAUGGGAUGGUGUAGGUUGUGAUCAUUCUGGUGGUCGAGUCGUAAAUUUUAGUCGCCCGGGCGUGUAUCCUGACGACUACGAAUGGUAUGCAGAUUUGCAUGGAACAAUUUCUCCAUCUUUGGGUAAUCUCCAAUUUCUUACUGUUCUUGACCUUACUAGCCUCACAUUUUUAACGGGAUCAAUUCCUUCGGAACUUGGAAAAUUGUCACACCUUACUAUUCUUUCGCGGGCUGGCAACCGACUCAACGGGACUAUCCCCGUGUCGUUUAAAAAUCUUUGCAAACUCAAUCAACUAAGCCUAAGUAGCAAUAUUUUAUCUGGUUCAGUUUAUAACUUUAUUUUCCAGGAUAUGUCUUCUCUUACUUAUCUCGAUUUAUCUGAAAAUCAAUUAUCUGGUGAAAUUCCAUCUUCAGUUGUUAAAUUAGUUUCGUUGCAACAACUGGAUUUGCAUCAGAAUAAUUUCUCUGGUGCUAUACCAAGUGAAAUUGGUUCUCUGAAGGGCUUGAUUGAUCUAAAGUUGUCUGACAACCAGCUUUCCGGAAUCAUUCCUAUAUCCAUUGGAGAACUGUCCAAACUAGACUGGCUCGAUCUCUCUCGAAAUAGGCUGAGUGGAAACAUUCCAAGUUCUAUUAAAGCUACCUUCUUUUACAUUUUGUCGAUUGAGAAAUACCCGACAGUAUUGGCAAUCUUACAAAUCUUGUCAUUGAAAAACAACCGUUUUACAGGUAAGAUCACUUCUGAACUGGCUAAGCUAAAACACCUGGAAAUCCUCGAUCUGUCAUUCAACCCAUUGAAUCUAGUGAAUAUACCAACUUGGUUGUCAGAAAUGAAAAACCUUUUGCAAUUACAUUUAGCUGGAACUGGGCUAGUCGGGGAACUCCCGGAAUGGUUAACUACAAUGGGUCUGGAGUAUCUUGAUGUGUCGAGUAACGCCUUAUCUGGAGAGAUAGGAAACAUGCGAAGUUUGUAUUCCCUCAAUUUAUCUAGCAAUAGUUUUCAUUCAGCUAUCCCUGUUGAGUUCAAGACAUUUUAA
Molecule: messenger RNA, 1215 nt
Organism: Papaver somniferum (opium poppy)
Lineage: Eukaryota; Viridiplantae; Streptophyta; Magnoliopsida; Ranunculales; Papaveraceae
Product: MDIS1-interacting receptor like kinase 1-like
Exons: 3
Coding region: 1-1215 (404 amino acids)
Molecular function (GO): protein binding
Source: RefSeq, a predicted model, not a curated record